Messenger RNA from Lytechinus variegatus (green sea urchin), 2411 nucleotides. RefSeq names its product G-protein coupled receptor 54-like. Gene Ontology annotation, molecular function: G protein-coupled receptor activity. NCBI's taxonomy places the organism in Eukaryota, Metazoa, Echinodermata, Echinoidea, Temnopleuroida, Toxopneustidae. Gene Ontology annotation, biological process: G protein-coupled receptor signaling pathway. The coding region runs from base 1 to 939 and encodes 312 amino acids. Gene Ontology annotation, cellular component: membrane. The record is from RefSeq and is a predicted model, not a curated record. The transcript has 3 exons.
AUGGCAUACUCGAAGAGAUUGUGUCCGUACGAUGGCAUACUCGAAGUUAUUGUGUCCUUACCAUGCUUACGAUGGCAUACUCAAAGAGAUUGUGUCCAUGCUCGUAGUGAUUGUCUCCAUACGAUGGCAUGGUCGAAGAGAUUGCCUCCGUAUAAUGGCAUACCCGAAGUGAUUGUUUGCCUUAAAAAGGUUACCGUCCAAGCUACCUGUGUUACCCUUACUGCUAUGUCUGUUGAUCGAUACAUAUUAAUCGUUCAUGCAGUCAAAUCACGUACUACGAGAACUACUAACAAGGCUGUGUUUAUCAACGUUUCCAUAUGGCUCGUUUCGUUCCUCGUCCACCUUCCUGUUGCGAUAUACCAAACGUACAAAGUCGAGGCCAACGUGUGCAUCAUGCCCAUGGGUCCUGACAACGCCAACGAGAAGUACUACUAUCUCUUUUCCUUCAUCUCCAUGUACCUGCUACCGCUCAUCAUAAUCCUGGUCUGCUACGCUAACAUCCUUCUCAUGGUAUGGAGGAAGUCCAGCGCUGGAACGGAGAGUGCAGCGGCUCACGAGAGAUCCAUACGACAGAAGCGCAAGAUAACCCGUAUGGUUUUCAUCGUCGUACUGCUCUUUGCAGUCUGCUGGUUGCCCAUACAAUGUAUUUUGCUUUGGAACAACUUUCACUCCAAACUCGCCCAGUCCAUGAAUCCCAUAACCUUGGGCAGUCUGCACUUCUUCUCACUCUGUCUCAGCUACGCAAAUUCAUGCGUAAAUCCAUUUAUAUAUGCGUUUACCACGGCAAGUUUCAAGAAACACUUCAAGCGGGUAUUUGCAUUCUGUGUGGAGCCAGAGGAGAGUACAGACGAGAAGCCGACCGGAAACUCCGGCUAUAGAAAAGCAGGCAAGUACCUUAAUGAGUACUCAUCUGUCAACACCUGUGAUACUAAAUUGUGAGCUAUUAAAAAAAUCCCCGAAAAAUCCUAUUUCUGGAGAGAGAAAUAAUGACAGAACAUAAGUAGAUGGAUCUCGAAUGGACAAAACCAGUAGGUGCGUUUAUCAGUAUCAGACCUGGUCGACGUGUAGGCAUAGAUCAAACACUGUGAUGGGGAUAGGGUAAGAACGAAGAACAGAAAGGGUAUUCUGCUUUUUGACAAGGUCACUGAAUGUUAGAAUCUCAAUGCUCGUACUGAGACAUGAAUUGAGCUGGAAGAGUAUGGCCGAACACCAGAGGUCGAGGAGAAUGACUGAUGAUGAAAAUAUAGGAUUGGAAGAAUGUAAGACGAUUGAAUCUAUUGAGGAAAAGCCAAAUAGUAAGACUGCGUGAAGAAACUAAGACUACAAUAGAGCUAAACGACGUCUCAAUGCUCUUAUCUAUUUCAGAUCAAACUUCAAUCAAACGAACGAUGCUGGCAAGUCAAGCGAGGACAGUAGGCAAUUAACGUGGUAAAUUCUAGUUCAUAGUACAACCUGAAGUAAGAGUUAUUAGGACUAUGCCUUGAGAUGACUUACAGGAUGAUUCCAAGGGUUUGGCUACGCGUCUUACACUCCACUACCAGGGUCCAGAUUCCGUUCUAACAGCUUAACUGUUAACAUGGUUAAACAAGACAUUUAAGAAAAUGUGUGAUGAAAGCUAUGACGUAUGAAAGCAUUGUGCCAUGAUCGUUCCGAUUCCGUUUCCUCCUAACUUACUGUUGGGCGAUUAACUUACCUAAUCUUUUUAAGGGGGAACGCUACGUUAUUUGUGUACUGGUGAUUCAAGAGAUGAGAAUAUGCAUCGGAACAAUGCAGAUGAAGAUAUCCCCCGAUAUUACGCGCCAUUAUUGCAGUCGUUGUGUUAGAAAACUGGGAAAAUAACAUUGUGAGAAAUGUAUAAUUUUUCCCUAGGGAAUAGAUUUUCUGCUUUGCGUCACGUUGUCUGUUCUCUAUUUACUUCCCUGUGGCGGAGACGGUUGUCUCAAACAACAGACUGGACAACAAAGGCGGAAUCAGACAGAGAAACAGCUCCUCUGUCCAUCUUACUUGGAGCAAUAACUUAUCUUAGCUCAUCAGUAGGAUCGUUACCGGAUUGGCUAAUGGAUUGACAAACUAGCAAGAUUGCUGGUAGUGAUAACCUACAAAGCCUGGAUCGCCGAUUGUCCGCUCGUUCCAUGAUACCAUCCUAAUUUUAUAGUGGCAUCGCAGCACUAGUGGUGGAAUCCGAUGACGCUUCCGCAACCGCCCGAACGAACGUUUCAUCUUCAAAUUACCCAUAUCCCCCAACGGGUGCUCGGCUAUUCGGAUGAAAUGUCACCGUUAAAGUGAUCUUGAAAAAUGACGCGGGCAUUCUAUGUCUGUUCCGAUGUUUAUCGCACUUUAGUUUGGGUUUCUCUUACUUUUUAUGUUGCUAGCAUUGAAUGACAAUUUCUCUGUAGGUGCCAGUAAAAUGA